AUGCGUUCAGUCAGGAAGAGAUGGACUGUAUGCACGAUAAGCCUCCUCCUCAUCUUUUACAAGACGAAAGAAAUAGCGCGGAGCGAGGACCAUCAGGAGGCACCUCUCGCAGGAGAUGGUGAACUGAGUUUGAGUAGAUCAAUGAUCAAUAGCUCUGAUAAGAUAAUUCGAAAGGGCAGCUCCUCAAUCUUCCAGCAUGCUUUAGAAGGUUGGAAAAUCAAUUCUUCUUUGGUACUGGAAAUAAGAAAGAAUAUUCUUCGAUUUUUGGAUGCUGAAAGAGAUGUCUCAGUGAUUAAAAGCAGCUUCAAGCCAGGAGAUGUAAUCCAUUAUGUACUGGACAGACGUCGCACCCUAAACAUUUCUCAGGACUUGCACAGUCUUCUUCCUGAAGUUUCCCCAAUGAAAAAUCGCCGAUUUAAAACCUGUGCAGUUGUUGGGAAUUCUGGCAUCCUUCUGGACAGUGGAUGUGGUAAAGAGAUUGAUGGCCAUGACUUUGUAAUAAGGUGCAAUCUAGCUCCUGUGGUGGAGUUUGCUGCCGAUGUGGGAACUAAAUCUGAUUUUAUUACCAUGAACCCAUCAGUUGUACAAAGAGCCUUUGGAGGCUUUCGGAAGGAGAGCGACAGAGAAAAAUUUGUGCGUAGACUAUCCAUGCUGAAUGACAGUGUCCUUUGGAUCCCUGCUUUCAUGGUAAAAGGUGGAGAGAAACAUGUGGAGUGGGUUAAUGCGUUAAUCCUUAAGAAUAAAUUGAAAGUGCAAACGGCCUACCCAUCACUGAGACUUAUUCAUGCUGUCAGAGGCUAUUGGCUGACAAACAAGGUCCACAUAAAACGACCCAGCACUGGUCUUCUUAUGUAUACACUUGCCACCAGGUUUUGUGAUGAAAUACACCUGUAUGGAUUUUGGCCAUUCCCAAAGGAUUUACAUGGAAAACCAGUCAAGUAUCAUUAUUAUGAUGAUCUGAAGUAUCGCUACUUUUCGAACUCCAGUCCUCAUAGGAUGCCAUUAGAGUUUAAAACAUUGUAUGUAUUACACAACAGAGGAGCACUGAAAUUAACAACAGGGACAUGCAUAAAGCAGUAAAGCACGUGCAAAAUACAGUAAGAAGUAUGGAUACAGACUUCAUCACAAAGAUGUUGUGGAAUGAUAAUGGGAUCCUAAUGAGGAUAUGUUUCCCUAUCCUCUAAGCCACUGGUAAAAGGAAUUUUAUCAGAAGUACAUAACCAGCUAUUAGACCUGCAAAGUGCUCUAUAACUAAGCUAACUUGAUUGCAAGGGCUCAAGUAAGUGCCACUUUCUCUAAGAACAAAGCUUGAAUGUAUACUCAAUAGUGUU
Messenger RNA from Indicator indicator, 1331 nucleotides. It is a transcript of the gene ST8SIA4, whose product is annotated as ST8 alpha-N-acetyl-neuraminide alpha-2,8-sialyltransferase 4. Bases 1 to 1080 code for a protein of 359 amino acids. Gene Ontology annotation, molecular function: alpha-N-acetylneuraminate alpha-2,8-sialyltransferase activity. The transcript has 5 exons. Gene Ontology annotation, biological process: N-glycan processing; oligosaccharide metabolic process. NCBI's taxonomy places the organism in Eukaryota, Metazoa, Chordata, Aves, Piciformes, Indicatoridae. The record is from RefSeq and is a predicted model, not a curated record.